GGUAGUGCUGAGUCUGAGUUUGCAGCAUUUCAUAGCUGGUCUCAUCACCACUCUGACUUUCACCACAAUGAUGAACUGCACACAGAGAGCUGAGGAGAGCAUACAGGCCACCCACUACAGUUUUCUGGCCACUCUGGAGGUCCUGGGCAAACUGAGUUUUAGUGCCCUGGCUGGUGGUAUGGUGGACACUGUGGGCUUUCCCAUAGCCUUCAUCCUUUUCCUCUUCCUCACCUCCAGCAGUGCCCUGCACGUGUGGAGGGCCACAGAGACUGGCAUCCUGAAGGAGCAGCUCAAAGAGCAGCCACAGUGACCAGAGUUGUUAGCCUAUGAGAUCGAGAGUGUAUGGCUAGGUGAAAGAUAUGGAAAUUGAAUCUUAUACUUUGCAUAAGAUAUUGGUGACCAAAUAGCCAGUGAAAUUAAUAUGUUGUUUUUAUUUGUAUUUAUUUAUGACUCAACCAGCAUUGACGUUACAAGAGCCACACAAGCACUCUCACUGAAAGCCAGCACCUCUCUGAAAAACACUGCAACUUUUUUACAGCUACAUUGCACCUCUACAGUAAACUAGCUUUAAAGGUACUUGCUUUUCAACAAGUCAUCCUGAAUGGCAAGCAGACUGAGCUAUGGCAACACUGUGAAUAUGUCAUCUAGUCUGCUUGAGGCCAGGACAGCAGUCAAAUCAUUUAAAAAAGAAUCGAUAACAAAAUAUGGAUUAUCUAUUAUGUUUGAUAUAAUGGACAAUGACAACUGUAUUAUUCAAUAUGAUUUUACUGGUUAUUAAAGAUGAAUAGCUUGUUUAAGGGUCUAGUCUAGUUUGGUUUAGUUACACACACCCUAGACAUUUACACAUUUCCUUAUAUACAGCAUGUAUUCACCUUAGAAAUGCCUUUAGUUUUUAAUCUGAUGCCUUCUGACACCGUAGAUACAUUUGCAGCAAAUUCCAUCAGCUUAUUGACCAAUCAGUAACAUGCUACAUUUUAAGGACUUGAUUUUUGGAAUCAUGUAAAUUUGGGAACAGUGUGAACACUGAAUUAUGGUACUAUGCUUAGUGGAGUGCAUUUUUGUAUUCUCAAUGCAAUACUUGUAUUAAAGGGGUCAUAUCAUUGGAAAAUGAAUAUUCAUAUAGAGUUAAAUAUAAGUUAAGUGUAUUACGAUAAAGCAUUGUACCUUUUGACAAUAUUGUACAUCCAACCCAGACUCCUAUUUGGUGUUCAGCAGCCAAAAAAUAUUAACUUAACUCCAAAUGAAUUAAUGAAAAGAGUGAAAUGAGUUAAAAACCUUGUGCUGUUCCUGGUUGUGGAGCAACUGAAAAUCCUCAUCCUUCCUAGAAUUAUUAGGAAAUGUUAGAAAAGAGUGGCCCAGCCACAAACAUGACCCAACUACUUCUCAUUUCACAUGUCAACAUGGUGUUUACAUUUGCACGUCUUCAUAAAAAGAGUAGAAAGUGGUCAUGACAAACUGUUUUGAUGCAGAAAACUUGACUAACAUUGUAGGUGGACCUCAGGGAAAAAAAUUAUUUUAAAAAGUAUGAUAU
Sinocyclocheilus rhinocerous is the source of this 1531-nucleotide messenger RNA. RefSeq names its product major facilitator superfamily domain-containing protein 3-like. The record is from RefSeq and is a predicted model, not a curated record. Bases 68 to 310 code for a protein of 80 amino acids. Gene Ontology annotation, cellular component: membrane. NCBI's taxonomy places the organism in Eukaryota, Metazoa, Chordata, Actinopteri, Cypriniformes, Cyprinidae. The transcript is spliced from 2 exons.